GAGUGAGUGAGUGUGUGAGAGAGUGGCUGGAGAGUGAGUCAAGCCUGGUCCCCCAGGCUCUCUGCCUGGCCAGUCCCCACGUUUGAUGUGAUCUGAUUGAAUCUGGACCUGAGCUGAGCUGAGCUGAGCUGACCUGGCCUCUCCUCUCCUCUCCUCGCCUGGAUGCAGUGAUGGGUUGCUUCUGCGCUGCACAGGAAGAAUUUUAUUGCGAAGUUUUGCUUUUGGAUGAGACCAAGCUGACACUGACCACCCAGCAGCAAGGGAUAAAAAAGUCUACCAAGGGAUCUGUUGUCCUGGAAUAUGUAUUCAGACAUGUAAACUUGAUGGAGACAGAUUACUUUGGCUUGCGUUAUUGUGACAGGAGUCAUCAAACGUACUGGCUGGAUGGCACCAAAACCCUUGCCGAACACAAGGACCUCAUAAACACUGGCCCACCCUACACAUUAUAUUUUGGUGUAAAGUUCUAUACAGAAGAUCCUUGUAAACUUAAAGAAGAGAUAACAAGAUACCAGUUUUACCUACAGGUCAAACAGGAUGUCCUCCAAGGCCGUCUGCCGUGCCCAAUCAACAUUGCUGCACAGUUGGGUGCAUACGCUAUUCAGUCUGAGAUUGGCGACUACGAUCCUUAUAAGCACAUGGCAGGUUAUGUAUCUGAAUAUCGCUUUGUUCCUGAUCAGAAGGAGGACCUUGAAAAGGCAAUUGAACAAAAUCAUAAAGCAUUAACGGGUCAAGUUCCUGCUGAGGCAGAACUGAAUUACUUACAAGUUGCCAAAUUAUUAGAGAUGUAUGGAGUUGAUCUCCAUCCUGUUUUUGGUGAAAACCAGACUGAGUAUUUUUUAGGAUUAACACCAAUUGGAGUUGUUGUCUACAAGAACAAAGUCCAGGUUGGAAAGUAUUUCUGGCCAAGAAUCACCAAGGUGAAUUUCAGAGAAACACAGUUUGAGCUAAGAGUGCUGGGCAAGGAUUGUACUGAAACAUCCUACUUCUUUGAGCUGCCCAACAAAGCAGCCUGCAAACAUUUAUGGAGGUGCUGUGUGGAAUACCACACAUUUUUCAGGCUGCCCGAAGCUGAUGAGUAUUCCAAUCCUAUGUCACGGAAACUGAGCAAGCUGGGGUCUCUUGGUUACAAACAUCGGUACAGUGGCAGGACUGCGUUUCAAGUGAACCGAGACCAGUCCGUCGAGCUUCCGCGGCCUGACCAGAAUGUACAGAGAACACGUAGUAAGACAUACCCCAAGCGGACACAUCCGUCUCAGCAAUCAGGUCCAAACAGUGUCGGCCACAGUAACAUAAAAGCAGAGCAGGUGGAAUGUGAUGGUACCACCAAGAUUAUCGCUCCCUCACCAGUGAAAAGCUCUAAGGUAACAAAACCGGAAUGUAGUCCAGAGGCACGACAACAGAGAAGCAACGCUCCGUGGGAAGAAAACGGUCCCCAAAGUGGGAUGUACAUUUCUCCAAAUGAACGUAACAAAUCACCAAAAUUCCCUCACCCCAGGCGGCGGACUCCUUCUGGCGGAAGUGACAAUGAAUCAGGACAGCCUGGGAGACGACGGAAAAGCCAACACAAUGGUGAGGAUACUGAUCCAAAGCAACAGAGGAGAAGGUCUCGAUCCCGUGGGAACACCAGUGGCAGCGGGAGUGAGUCUGAAAAUUCCAGUAGAGAGCGUAAAAGAAGAAACAGGUCACGCCAGGAGAAUGAGAUGGUGGACUCUGCCCCUCAGUGGGAACAAGUGCUGAGGAGGCAAAAGGAACGGUCACUGGCUGACCCCAACCACAGACGUUCAAAGCAUAGAUCACGAUCAAGAAGUCCAGACGUGCAGGCAAAGGAAGAACUAUGGAAGCACAUUCAAAAGGAACUGGUGGAUCCAACUGGCUUAACAGAUGCGCAGCUGAAAGAGAUUCCAUACACCAAAGUAGCGACUCAAGGUGACCCCAUCCGCAUCAGACAUUCACAUUCACCUCGAAGCUUUCGUCAGUACAGACGCUCGCAGUGCUCUGAUGGAGAGCGAUCAGUACUAUCUGAAAUAAAUUCUAGGACUGAUCUAGUGGCCCCACUGCCCGUGACCCGUGCCUCAGAUGUUCAGGGUCCUCACGCCUCACCAUCAACACUGCAUCAAAAGAAAGACAAAUCUGAAGGUAAUGCAACAGAAAGAAAGGCACAAGGAUCAAGUGAUGACUGGAAUGCAAAAUAUAGCAUUAAAACGUCUAGAACCAUACAAACCCCACGGAUAAAAGCAGAGACUUGAUUAUCUUUACACCGAUGACUGGAAAAGAUAUUGGCGCACUGUGAUCUAAAACUGUUGAGGUUUCUGCACACCACAACAACGAUGCCUUGAGCGAAAACUGAGUUUGAAAUUGUUUCUGUGUCAGUGUAACACAGUAUGUUUAUGGGCAACUUUAUAGACUGGUGUCAUACAAACCUAAGCUGUGCUGUAUGACAAACCUUUUUUUUAAAAUGUUGAUUUUCUUUAUCAGUGGCUCAAUUGCAAAUGACCAUUAACUAGUAAUGAAAAUCAUAUUCAUGACACAUUAUGGGACCAGAAAUCUUUUUUUAAUAUUUUUUAAAACACAGGUAUACCUGAUUUUCCUGUAUUUCGGUAUGUACCAAACUGUCCUUAAAACACAGGUUGCCAUGAUGUGAACAGAUAUAGAGCUUAUGAAAUUCAGUUUUAUACUGGAAUGUUUAUCUACUGUAUUAAAGGCUUUCUACAUUAGUGCAUCACCAUUUUAAAAUGAUACUCAAUUGGGCGCAAUAAUUAAAAUUUGGUGGGAAAGCUUAACAGUAAUCUGGAUGUACCUUUUAACAGUGUUACUU
Callorhinchus milii (elephant shark) is the source of this 2815-nucleotide messenger RNA. RefSeq names its product erythrocyte membrane protein band 4.1 like 4A (gene epb41l4a). The record is from RefSeq and is a predicted model, not a curated record. NCBI's taxonomy places the organism in Eukaryota, Metazoa, Chordata, Chondrichthyes, Chimaeriformes, Callorhinchidae. The coding region runs from base 171 to 2246 and encodes 691 amino acids. Gene Ontology annotation, cellular component: cytoskeleton. The transcript is spliced from 23 exons.